AGAGAGAGAGGGAGGAAGAGGGAGGAAGAGCGAGUGCGUUGCAUCCUAGCGUUCCAUCAUCCUCUAAACUCCUCCAGCCUACCUCUGUUUCCCUCCUCCUGGAGAGAGAGAGAGUCACGUUUACAAGACAGAGAGGAGACAGGACAAGAAUCUGCAAAGGGAGAGAGAGAGAAAAAAGAGUGUUCUCUGGUUUUCUCCCGCCUCCGUUCACUCCUCGGCUCAGCAUCACAUAGCGGAGGCAGGACCAGAGCGGAGCAUCUCUGCCUCGCUUAUUUUUCUACUACGUUUGUUCUGCGUUGUUUUUUUGGGGCCAUCCAACGACUGUUGGAGAACACCUGGUGACGGAGAAGCCGGGAGGAAGCCGUGAGGGGCUGGUACUGUUGUAGUAUCUGUUCUAGAGAAGGAUGCUCAACAAUCUGACGGACACAGAGGAUGGGGAGGGAGGACCCAACAGCCAGGGUGACGGGAACCCCAAGGAGAGCAGUCCGUUCAUUAACAGCAGUGAUGAGGUGCAGAAGAGCCAGCAGUAUGACGGCAAAAACAUGGCUCUCUUUGAGGAGGAGAUUGAAACCAGCCCCAUGGUAUCCACCAUGAUCAGCAGCCUGGCCAACUACUCCAACCUCCCCCAGGGUAGCAAGGAGCACGAGGAGGAGGCCGAUAAUGAGGAGGAGGACAAAAAGAAGAAGAAACCUGUCAAGGCUCCACAGCUGGGGACACUGAUGGGCGUCUACCUCCCCUGUAUCCAGAACAUCUUCGGCGUGAUCCUGUUUCUGCGGAUGACCUGGAUGGUGGGCAUCGGAGGUGUCAUCGGAUCCUUCAUCAUCGUCUUCAUGUGCUGCUCCACCACCAUGCUGACAGCCAUUUCCAUGAGUGCCAUCGCUACCAAUGGAGUAGUACCAGCUGGAGGAUCGUACUACAUGAUUUCUAGGUCCCUGGGGCCUGAGUUUGGCGGCGCUGUGGGCAUUUGUUUCUACCUGGGGACAACAUUUGCUGGGGCCAUGUAUAUCCUGGGGUCCAUCGAACUCUUACUGAUCUACAUUGUGCCCCAGGCGGCCAUCUUUAAGAUGGAAGGCUUGGAGGGGGCCGAAGCCGAGGCGGCUCUGCUGAACAACAUGCGCGUGUACGGCACCCUGGUCCUGACCUUCAUGGCCACCGUGGUGUUUGUGGGGGUCAAGUAUGUCAACAAGCUGGCUCUGGUCUUCCUGGCCUGCGUCAUCUUGUCUAUCCUGGCCGUGUACGCUGGAGUCAUCAAGACCGCCAUCGACCCGCCGGACUUCCCAGUCUGCAUGCUGGGGAACCGCCCGCUGAUCUCCAAAGGGUUCGACGUGUGUGCCAAAACCCUGGAGAACGGCAACGGCACCGUCACCACCAAGCUGUGGAGGAUCUUCUGCGACUCCCCCUUCCUCAACGCCACCUGCGACGAGUACUUUGUCAACAAUAACGUGUCCUACAUCCAGGGCAUCCCCGGGGUGAUGAGUGGCAUCCUUAAAGAUAAUCUGUUCGGGACCUACCUGGAGAAAGGAGAUCUGGUGGCCAAGAAGGGAGUUGCCACUGUCGAGGGCCCGGAUGACCCCCUGACCAACUCAAACCGCUACGUCCUGGCCGACAUCACCAGCUUCUUCACCCUGCUGGUCGGCAUCUACUUCCCCUCGGUCACAGGGAUCAUGGCUGGAUCCAACCGGUCUGGAGACCUGCGUGACGCCCAGAAGUCCAUCCCCAUCGGCACUAUCGCAGCCAUCACCACCACCUCACUAGUGUACAUGUCCGCUGUGAUCCUGUUCGGCGCCUGUAUCGAAGGAGUAGUACUAAGGGACAAGUUUGGGGAGGGCGUCAAUGGCAACCUUGUCAUUGGUACCUUGGCCUGGCCGUCCCCGUGGGUGAUCGUGAUUGGCUCCUUCUUCUCCACCUGUGGAGCGGGGCUUCAGAGCUUGACUGGCGCCCCCCGCCUCAUGCAAGCCAUCUCCCGGGACGGUGUUGUGCCCAUCCUACGGGUGUUUGGCCAUGGGAAGGCCAAUGGAGAACCCACCUGGGCCCUGCUGUUGACUGCUUGUAUCUGUGAGACGGGGAUCCUCAUAGCCUCCCUGGAUGCUGUUGCCCCCAUCCUCUCCAUGUUCUUCCUGAUGUGCUACAUGUUUGUCAACCUGGCCUGUGCCUUGCAGACCCUUCUGAGGACUCCUAACUGGAGGCCGCGCUUCAAGUUCUACCACUGGGCCCUCUCCUUCCUGGGGAUGAGUCUGUGUCUGUCACUCAUGUUCAUCUGUUCCUGGUUCUAUGCCAUCGUUGCCAUGGUGAUCGCCAGCAGUAUCUACAAGUAUAUCGAGUUUCACGGGGCUGAGAAAGAGUGGGGUGACGGAAUACGAGGCAUUUCUCUGAGCGCUGCCCGCUACGCUCUGAUGAGGCUGGAGGAGGGGCCACCGCACACUAAGAACUGGAGGCCUCAGCUGCUGGUCUUGGUCAGUACGGACGCGGAGCAGAACGUGGAGCAACCUCGCCUGCUCUCACUGACCAACCAGCUGAAAGCGGGCAAGGGGCUGACCAUCGUUGGCACAGCACUGGAGGGCACCUACCUAGAGAACCAUCCCCAGGCCCAGCGGGCAGAACAGUCUCUGAGGAAGCUGAUGGAGACGGAGAAAGUCAAAGGCUUCUGCCAGGUCACCAUCUCGUCCAACAUGCGUGACGCCACGUCCCACCUGCUCCAGGCCAGCGGGCUGGGCGGCCUCAUGCACAACACCGUGCUGGUCAGCUGGCCACGCAACUGGAAGCAGUCUGACGACCACCAGACCUGGAGAGACUUCAUUGAGCUGGUAAGGGAGACGACAGCCGCCCAUCUGGCCCUGCUGGUGCCUAAGAACAUUGCUGCCUUCCCAUCCAACGGGGAACGUUUCUCCGAGGGCCACAUCGACGUGUGGUGGAUCGUCCAUGACGGAGGCAUGCUGAUGCUGCUGCCCUUCCUUCUGCGCCAGCACAAGGUGUGGAGGAAGUGCAAGAUGCGCAUCUUCACCGUAGCUCAGAUGGACGACAACAGCAUCCAGAUGAAGAAAGACCUGACCACGUUCCUGUACCACCUGCGUAUCGACGCUGAGGUUGAAGUCGUGGAAAUGCACGACAGCGACAUCUCAGCCUACACCUAUGAGAAGACUCUGGUGAUGGAGCAACGCUCGCAGAUCCUCAAGCAGAUCAACCUGACCAAGACCGAGCGCGAGCGAGAGAUCCAGAGCAUCACAGACUCAUCCCGCGGAUCAAUCCGGCGUAAGAACCCGGCGGCGGUGACAACCCAUCUGAGUGUUACCGAGGAACAGCCAGGAGCGAGCAGCAAGGCCGAGGAGAAACCGGAGGAAGAGUGUCCCACCGUGUCCCCUCCCCCGCAGGUUCAGCUCAUCCACGACAGCACCGGCCCGGCUAGUCCAAUCACCCCGGCUGCUCCCCUGACCCCGGCCACCGAAGGGGGGGCCCAGACGCCAGGGUCUGCCCAGGUCCAGAUGACCUGGACAGAAAAGCUGGAUGGCGAACCGGCCAAGCCACCCGGCGCCUCCACACCUGAGGGCAUCAAAGACAUCUUUAAUAUGAAGCCUGAGUGGGAAAACCUAAACCAGUCCAAUGUGAGGCGCAUGCACACGGCACUGAGGCUGAACGGUGUCAUCGUCAAGAAGUCCUCGGAGGCCAAGCUAGUGCUCCUCAACAUGCCUGGGCCGCCCAAAAACCGGGCGGGCGACGAGAACUACAUGGAGUUCCUGGAGGUCCUGACGGAGGGUCUCAACAGAGUCCUCCUCGUUCGUGGUGGCGGUCGCGAAGUCAUCACCAUCUACUCUUGAGAGAUCAGCCCUUCCCCCUCCACACCCAGAUCCCUAAUCCCCUCCCCCGAGGCACCACAUCUCCUAAGCGCCCGCAUAACCAUCACCACCAAAGUCACCCUCCUCCAUUUGUUUCUGUGCGAAAUUCCCUUACACUCAAUGAGCCCAGUUCACCUCACCUCUCCCGCCGUAUGCACACACACACCCAUAUACACUCACACACAAACACACACACACCCAUAUACACUCACACACAAACACACACACACACCCAUAUACACUCACACACAAACACACACAAUUCCGCCCCCCCAGAAAACACACCCAAUUCCGCCCCCCCGUAUUUUCAAUAUCUUGUGUUCCCCGGGUGUUGAACUCGGCCAGACACACUUACAGGCCUUUUCAGGUCCAGUAGCUGCUCAGAGCUAAAGCUGCUCAGAGCUUCUGUUGGCCUCAGAUCCAGACCACAUACCCUACUGGGCAGAUGGCUCUGAGACUGGGCCUCUCCUCCACCGGCCAAAUAACCUACAGCUCCAAUUCACCCAGCGUAAUUAUCAGGAUGUACUCUGAUAUAGAAUGCUGUGAAAUAGAGCUUUCUGCUGAAUAUUUUGCAGCUAGACUUCACUGCCCAAUUCCGCCCCCUAUGUGAUAUCAACUAACCAUUAGUCAAGUCGCUCGGUUACAGAGUCGAAGGUUAGAGGGCUCGUUGAGCUGGGAUUGGUUAAGUGUGAUGUCUGUGCGUUUGUGUUUGUGUGUGUGUGUGUUUAAAAGUCUCAUUCAUCCAAAUGUGGUUCGUUUUUCUGAGGAGCAGCCUACCACAGGACUUAACAGUGGUCAGUGGAGGACUGCGAAGGCUGACAUUUUGUAGCUAGUUGUGAAUAUCACCCUGAAAAGACCCACUGCGAAGAAUGGGUACCGCAAAUGAUCCUGCAGAAAACUGUUCAGCACAGACGACCAUCGUCAAGAUGAACCGCUGCCCGAGGUUAUGAUCACAUAUGGUCAUUUGUCGAAUCAGGGUAAGAAAUUAAAGAACCACGGUCUGAGAAAGUGGGGAGGACAACAAAUCAGGCCUCCGUGAACUCUGACCUUGUGUCACUGUGCUCUCGCACUGUCAGAAUGUUUAUACUUGUCCCAUUUACCCAUUUCUAAGUGGCUAAGUGGCUCUUCUAGCUCCAGCCACUGUUAGUGCCAAAAACAACAAGCUUGGUUUUAGAUAUCAAUUUGUUCUUAAACUGUGAGGAGUGUUCUUAGCCAAAUGGUCACCUGACAGGAGAUCAGGGCCUCUUUCAGAAUUGUCUUUCCCCAAUUUCAGCCAUUAUGUUUCCUCACCUCUUUGGAUAGAAGAUAGACCAGGAAUCGAGGAAAGGCAGAGAUUGAGAGCCAUGGAGAGGAUAUGAGCAGUGACACUUUCAUUGUCAAAAACCUGACCACUUGACCCCAGUGUGGAUCUCGACCCCAGUGUGGAUCUUGACCCCAGUGUGGAUCUUGACCCCAGUGUGGAUCUCGACCCCAGUGUGGAUCACUGUAAAUAGUGUACAAGCUCUGACGCGUUGUUAAGUAUGAGUGUAGUAUUUUUGUGACUUACUAAAAAGCUUCUAGUGGGGAAAAUGUUCCUUCUCUUAAUGGGGCGGCUGAAAACUGCUUUUGGAUGGCUUAGGCUCCUAUCAGUCUGUUAACUGUCACUGUAAUCUGCUCCUGCACUGUCCGCAACUGUGCAACAAGUGAUUUAAUGAAUUCACCAGUUCAUUAAAUUAACAUGUUAUUUUUCCAUCUAGAAAAUGUUUUUGUUUGGUAUGUUUAUAGACAAAAAUUACACAUAUUUAUUUAAUAUAAUGGAGAUAUAAUUUAAAUUAUCGCUCAAAAUAUAUUGUUUAGACAAAUUUAUAUAUGUUUACAUGUGCCAUAGGAAAAAUAUUUUUAAAACAAAAAUUAUAUUGAAUAAAUUACAGAGUACAAAUUGUUCAUUAUGUUAAAGGGUUAGCGUGCAAUUGAACAGAUACAAAGUAAUGGAAUGGACAAGGUCCUGAAUCUCGCCCCAUUCUUAACACUAUGCAGUAGAAUCCAAAUAUGUGAUUUUGUAUCCACAGGUUUUGGCAGAUUUGAGCCAAUACCUAUGUCCCUGACAAUGACUGGAUUACCAAGUAAUUAAAACAAAAGAAAAUGGAUAAAGUGCAGUUUGAAAGGAAUGUGCAAUAGUCCAAAUUUGGUCUCACGUAUUCAUGUUUAUUUUUUAAAACUUAUAUUUUGUAUGUAGAUUUCUUAUGUCUAUGGAAUUCAUUCAUAUCAUCACACCCUGAAAACAAGGACAGCUAGCAUCAUGUUUUCAUUUUGCUUUUUUGAAAGAAACUGUUUUUGGUCACCACUUGCACUUGUUGUAGAACUAUGAAUCAUAAUAUAUACACAUGUAAAAUACAGGGAGGUUAACAACAAAUGAAACUAGUUUAUAGAGCUAUUGAACACAGUAUUUAUGUUUAAAGUGUUGUUUGGAAGUCAGAAUCAUAUGUUGUGAAUGCUGCUAGUAUUUUCAGACUUCUUUGUACUGUAAAUAAACAUGUCUAAAGGAACAUAUAUACAAAAGAUAUCAGCAAGAGGGUAGGCAUAUAUUGAAAAACAUAUCAGUGUGGAUGGUUUGUCUUCUCGGAGACAAACCAGCUUUUACCUUUUGGCCUGAAAGUCUUUCUGGACAGGAGUUAUUGUCAGCUUCGAAAGGAAACUCUUGUGAAUAUGACAGUAUCUUGAGGCAAUACCUAAACCAUUAGGGUGCAAUUUGUAAAAAAAAAAAGAAAAAAAAAGAAAAAGAAAGAAGUUCCUCUCUUUUCUCAAAUGGCACUCUUGAUUAUUCCAUCCUCUUAUAUAUACAUUUAUUCUAAAGAAACCCAACUACAAGUUUGACAAUUUUAUUGUGAAUAAUAGACAACAGCACUGCAAGAAAGGGUUUGUUUGGACUGAAAGCAAAGAUAAAAUGUUUGUUUUACAACUUGAGAGAAAUGUUGAGUGUAAUGUAACAGUCCUGUAGAUCAGUAGCCCAUACAUUAACUACUGCUAGUUUUUACUAACAGACAACAUUUUAUUAUAACCAUACAAUCUCCAAUAAUAUGAGCUAUAAUUUUGUUAUUAUACAAUUUGAUAAUUUUGCGAAAAGACACCCAUGUCAACUUUUCUAAAUGCGUAGAGUAUGUGGCUGUUCCGAUUGUCUUUCUUGAACAUUUCCGGUCAAAUAGACGCAAAAGGCACUCGGUUCAUGAAACAACCCACUGGCAUUGACUGAGCCUUCAAUUCUUUUCAUGAAAAAAAAAAAAGGGUCUCCGAUAUGGUUUAAAAAAAAAAAAGGAAUUGUGGGAAUGAUUUUGUUUGAAUGGUCAAUGUGGUUUAUAAUUAACAUUUGCAUGGUCUUCUGUGGGAAUAUUUGUUACAGUGGUACAUGGUAUGGUUACCUAAAUGUGUGUACAAGGCAAGUGGUUUGGAAGGUGAGAGUCCAUCAACGCUAGGGCCUAGGUUCAACCCGAAGGCUGGUUCUGGGCCUUUCCUCUUUCUAUAGCCUCUUUCUAAUGUUUACCAUUCCCAGUAAAUGCUGUAGAUGUCAAUCGGAAAAUGUCCUUCUAAAUUCCUACAAACCACUUUUCAAUGGAAGCUAAAUCAUGUCACUUCGGUCACAGACAAGAGAACCUGAGAACGCUCGCCUUGUGGUUACAUAGUUAAAGUCAAUGAAAACAAGUUUUUUUGCAAAAACAAACAAAAAAAGUAUUUCACUUUAUUUUCAAAUCUUGCUAAAUUAAUGUUGUGUAAUGUACUAGGAGGUCUUAGUAGAAUGGAUGGGCCUUAGAGAUUUUCCUUUUGCUUUGUAUACUACACUGCAGUAAAAAACACUGAUGUGUUCCCUUGUCAUAAACUGUUUUAUCACUAUGGACAAAGUCUUAGCUUUUUGUAAGAUUAUGUGCAAUAUUGUUUUUACCUGCAGUCAUUUUUUUUGUUGGUUGUAUUGCAUUGUAGUUUUUCAUUAUUGCAUUGACAACUAACAGUCAGUGGUCUGCUCAUCAGAAUGUUUAGAUCAAUUCUGUUGUGUUCAUCUCAUCUGUGAUGGCUGAGAUAGAAAAGCACUUUAUCCUGAGCUAACAGUCAUUGAAGGUUUGAGGACAUAAUCAGGGUUUAAACGAAACACACGUGCCCAAUUUAAAGGGACAGUUUUGGAUUUUGACCAUAAGGCCCUUAUACUCUAAGUCAGAUUUACUUUUUGAUACUAUUUUUAUGUCUCUGAAGUUUGAAGGAAGUUGCAAUCUAGCGUGUAUGCAAUUGCUAACUACCAUAUACGCAAUGAAUGGAAGUCAAUGGGAACAGCUGGUAUGCUAGCUGUUCCUGUAGACGUAUAGGGAUGGUUUUACAGACCAAUAAAGGCAGUCUGGGGGAAAUGUCAACCUCAAUGGAGUUGACUUAGAUUUUUUUGGUCCUAUACUAGACUUAAUCUGUCUGCAAGACCAUCCCAUAGCAUCUAUACUAUAUUUUGUUUUAGUUUUUUUUGCAAAACUACCUCUAACUUCCUUCAUACUGGAUUCAGAAUGAUAGAAACUGUAUUUACAAGUUCGCCUGAAUACUGGGAAUAUAGUGAAGGGCUUCAUUGUCAAAAUCUUUUCCAUCCCUUUAAGCACUGAUUAAUAGGUUCCUCUGUUGGUAUUAUUGUGUACCAGAUCCAGUUGGAUUAGAUCUUUGAGAGGCAGAAAAACCAGAUUUCGAUAUUAUUCUGCGAUUUUUCACUGCAACUACCUAUUUUUAUUUAUUUUCGUCCAAUCACUUAAAAUAUUUGCAAGGACA
This is a messenger RNA of Esox lucius (northern pike), 8597 nucleotides long. RefSeq names its product solute carrier family 12 member 5a (gene slc12a5a). Bases 405 to 3812 code for a protein of 1135 amino acids. Gene Ontology annotation, biological process: chloride ion homeostasis; potassium ion import across plasma membrane; chloride transmembrane transport. Gene Ontology annotation, molecular function: potassium:chloride symporter activity. The record is from RefSeq and is a predicted model, not a curated record. Gene Ontology annotation, cellular component: membrane. Lineage: Eukaryota; Metazoa; Chordata; Actinopteri; Esociformes; Esocidae. The transcript has 26 exons.